Coturnix japonica (Japanese quail) is the source of this 3360-nucleotide messenger RNA. Its product is annotated as scavenger receptor cysteine-rich type 1 protein M130-like. Gene Ontology annotation, cellular component: membrane. The record is from RefSeq and is a predicted model, not a curated record. NCBI's taxonomy places the organism in Eukaryota, Metazoa, Chordata, Aves, Galliformes, Phasianidae.
GGCGACCGGUCCCGGCACCGACACACGGGGCAGAGCGGAGCCGGACACAGCUCCGUGCCCACCGCCACCCCGUGUUGGUGCAGCCGGGAUGGCAUUAAAUGCUGCCUCAUGUCCAGCUCCUUGCCCUCCAUAACCCCCAGGUCGUUCUGCACAGGGCUGCUCUCACCGAGCCCGGUGGUGUCCCCCAUCACCACGUUGUGACACUGCGGGUGUCCCACUGGGGGGGAAGAACCACCCCACCCCUGCCCGCACUGCAGGGGGACGGCCCUGUGCUGCCCCCCAUGGGGACCUCGUUGGCCUGGGGGGUCCAAGAACAGGCCUGGGGACAUAGAGGUACUGAGCCCCCCCCGCCGGGGCUGUGUGAGGGCAGAAGCGCAGCUCAGCCUCAUAUUUGGGCACAGCGCAGGUUAUUGGCGGCUGGGCCCCGCCAGGAGGCAGAUAACCCCGCUGAUAACGGCUGUGCGGGGCCUCCGCUGCACCCAUUGGCUCCUGGGAUGCCUAUAUCUCCCCUCCCGGCCUGUGCUGCACGCUGGGUCUGUGGGGUGGGAUGGAGCCCGGCUGGGUGCUGGGGCUGCUGCUCUGUGUGCAGCUGUGCGGGUUUAGUGCUGGACCUGCGGCCAUAUCGCAGCCCUCCCCGGCGAUGAGCAACUCAUCCGUCCAUCUGCGGCUGGUGGGAGGCGGCCAUCGCUGCGCCGGGAGGGUGGAAGUGAUGCACGAAGGCGAAUGGGGCUCAGUCUGCACCUACGACUUCGAUUGGGACGCCCGCGGUGCCGGCGUGGUGUGCCGGCAGUUGGGCUGCGGGGCCGCAGUGAGAGCAUCCCCGUACGCCCCGUUCGGGCAGGGCGAGGGACGCAUCUGGCUGCAUCCCUUUAACUGCCGGGGGACGGAGCGGGCCCUGCAGGACUGCUACAACUUCGGCUGGGGACGGCAUUUCUGCGGCCACGAGUGGGACGUGGGGGUGACCUGCUCGGAGGCGCUGGAGCUGCGGCUGGCGGCCGGCAGGGGACCCUGCGAGGGGAGAGUGGAGGUGAAGCUGCGGGGCCGCUGGGGCGCGGUGGCGGACGGCUCCUGGACCAUGGAAGACGCCGAGGUGGUGUGUCAGCAGCUGGGCUGCGGCUCGGCAGCCGGCGCCCAUCACGGCUCUAAAUUCGGCCCGGCAGAAGGUCCCAUCAGCGUGGCCGUAGUUAAUUGCAGAGGGAACGAGAGCGCGCUCUGGGACUGCGCCAUUCAGGGCUGGGGGCCCUACGACGGCCAUCACGACCACGACACCGCCGUCGUGUGCCAAGGGUUCUCCCGGCUGGUCGGAGGGGACGGCGCCUGCGAGGGGCGGCUGGAGGUGCGGCGGGGCCGGGCCUGGCUGGGCGUCUGCCACGGCCGAGUGAACGAGGAGAGCGCCCGGGUGCUGUGCAGGGAGUUGGGCUGCGGGGCGCUGCUGGCCCUGCCCGAGCCCGGCCGCUUCGGGGCCGCGUCGGGGCCGCUCUGGGACGGCGCCUUCGAGUGCGACGGCUCCGAGCCGCUUCUGGCCGCCUGCGCGGCGCGGCCGCCCCCCGAGCACCGCUGCACCGACGCCGCCGCCGUCGUGUGCUCCCCCUACACCGGGUUCCGACUGGCGGACGGCGGCUCGUCCUGCGCCGGGCGGGUGGAGGCGGAACGGCGGGGAACGUGGGGAGCGCUGUGCGCCGGGUCCUGGGAGCUGCCCGACGCUCACGUCCUCUGCCGACACCUGGGCUGCGGCCCGGCCGCCUCCGUUCAGCCGGGGGGUCGCUUCGGGGCGGGGAAGGGGCCGCUGCGGCGCGACCGCCUCGGCUGCGUGGGGAACGAGCGGCACCCCGGGGAGUGCCCGGCCGCGGUGCUCGGGGAGCCCGACUGCGACCCCGGGCGGGCGGCCGCCGUCAUCUGCUCGGGAGCCGCGGAAACGCUGCGGCUGCGGGGCGGGGAGAGCCGCUGCGACGGGCGGCUGGAGGUGGCGUCGAGCCCCGACGUCUGGACCGGCGUGUCCGCGGGACCCAGCGACAACGGCACCGCGGCCGUGGCGUGCCGGCAGCUGGGCUGCGGGGCGCUCGAAAGGGCGUACGCUGCACCGGGAGGCGGCUCCGGCCUCGCGGAACUGCGGUGCGACGGCAGCGAGGAGCUCCUGGAGCGGUGCAGCACCUCGGGGCCGAGCCGCGGCCCUUCGGCGCUGGUCGUCAUCUGCUCAGGCAGCCGGCGGCUGAGGCUGGCGGGCGGCCCCGGGCGGUGUGCCGGCAGGGUGCAGGUGUAUAUGGACGGCGCCUGGAGCUCCGUGUGCCGGGACGCCUGGAGCCUGCGGGACGCCGCCGUCGUGUGCCGCCAGCUGCGCUGCGGGGCGGCCCUGCAGGCGCCCGGCCCCGAGCGCUUCGGCUCCGGUACCGGGACAACGUGGGCGGGCAACGGGGGCUGCGCGGGGACGGAGGCGGCGCUCUGGGACUGCCCGGCGCGGGGCGGCUGCGGCGGCGGCGGAGCGGGCGCGGUGUGCGCAGCGCUGCGGUCACUGCGCUUGGACGGCGGCGGAUGCGCCGGGAUCCUGGAGCUGCUGCACGACGGAGCGUGGGGCCGCGUGUGCGCCGAUGGCGCCGUGGCGGACGGCUCGGCUGUAGCAGCCGCCGUGUGCCGCCAGCUGGGCUGCGGGGCCGCCGGGACGCUGCACGCUGUACCGGACCGGGGCUCGGGCCCCGCGUGGCUGGGCCGGCUGCGCUGCGAGGCGGGGAGCCGCUCGCUCUGGCGCUGCUCCUCCACGGCCUGGAGCCUGCGGACGUGCGGCCCCGCCGGGGUCACGCACGUGGCCUGCGAUGAGGACGGGAGCGACGCGGGCGGCGGCCCGGCCCCGGGGAGCGGCCGUCGGGACGGGGACGGCUGUGCAGCCGUCCCGCUGGGAGAUGUCCCGCUGCCCACCGUGCUGUGCGCGCUGCUGGGGGCGAUGCUCAGCCUGGCCCUGGCCGCCCUGGCCCUGCAGACGCACCGCGCUCGGGCUCGGCGUGCAGGCACCGGCCAGGACGGCGGUUCCGAGGCGACGUACGAGGAGCUGGAUUACAGCCGGGAGGGGCUCGGAUGUGCAGGCUCCGUGCUGCAGGGCUCGGGGCUGCUGCUGUCACAUCGCCCCGGGGAUGAGGAGGAGGGGGGCGGCACCGCAGGGCGGAUGCUGUGUGAGGAUUAUGAUGAUGCCGCAGCUGUGCCCGAGGAGACGCUCGGGGAGAUGGGAUACGACGAUGUCAGCUGCCCAGGGGCGCCGCUGUGAGGGUGAUGGCCGGGGACACGGCCCUGCAGAACCGCAGAGCAGUGGCUCCAUGGCCGCUCCUCCACCCAUCUCGUUAGGGUGUGUGUUUGUUAAGCAGUAAAACAGGC